Molecule: messenger RNA, 1014 nt
Organism: Rhagoletis pomonella (apple maggot)
Lineage: Eukaryota; Metazoa; Arthropoda; Insecta; Diptera; Tephritidae
Product: UDP-glycosyltransferase UGT4-like
Exons: 4
Coding region: 1-1014 (337 amino acids)
Molecular function (GO): UDP-glycosyltransferase activity
Source: RefSeq, a predicted model, not a curated record
AUGAUAACCGCAAUUACGCUGGAGCCACUCAAUUUGGGUAGCAACUACACAGAGAUACUCAUUGAACCAGAGAUUGAUGUCAUGAAGCUUGCCAAUGAAAAAGCCGGAAUAAAAUCUGUAUUCGAACUAAAACUUAGCCUAUCGUUUUAUUUCGAACUCCUAAAGUAUGUAACUGUGAUCACUAAUGAACAUGCGCUAACGCAACCAAAAGUUCAGGAAAUUAUUAAUGCUAAACAAACUGAAGGCGUCUACGAUUUGCUGCUGGUAGAACAGUUGCAUCAAGAGCCCUUUCUCGCCUUGGCUCACAUCUAUAAAAUACCCGUUGUCAGUUCCGCCACAUUUGCGCAGCAAAGUUACUUUAGUCAGAUGUUCGGUGUUGUGACACCGUGGUCGUAUGUGCCAAUGGAAUUUUUACCAUAUUCUGAUCGCAUGAACUUUUUUGAACGCGCUGUGAAUAGCCUUUAUACGCUUCGGGUUGAUUUAAAUCGUGAAUUUGAUUACUUUCCGGCAUUGGAUGCGCUUGUGCAGAAACACUUUGGACAUUUGCCAAUUAAAUUCCCUAGUGUUUCGGCGAUGGAAAAAAAUCAUUCUGCUAUAGUGAUCAAUAGUUACGCGCCUUUAGCGAACGUGAUGCCCAAAAUGGACAACAUGGUUUAUAUUGGGGGCCUACAUAUCUAUCCAACAAAGCCACUUCCCACCGAUUUACAGAAAUUCUUAGAUGACGCGGAACAUGGUGCUAUUUACUUCAGCUUUGGUACAAUGAUUAACUCCAAGGACAUGCCAGCAGAAAAGCUAGACAUAUUUCUCAAUGUCUUCCGCCAGUUGAAGCAACGCAUUUUAUGGAAAUUCGAAAACGACAGCAUACCAAAUUUACCAGCUAAUGUUAGGAUUAAGGACUGGUUGCCACAGAAUGAUAUCUUAGAACACCCUAACAUGCGCGCUUUUAUCUCCCAUGGAGGACUCUUUGGCUUACAAGAAGCCGUUGUAUUACAAAUAGAGCUAUGUCUCAAGUAA